Messenger RNA from Kwoniella shivajii, 1023 nucleotides. RefSeq lists its product as uncharacterized. Gene Ontology annotation, cellular component: nucleus; cytoplasm. Gene Ontology annotation, molecular function: heat shock protein binding. NCBI's taxonomy places the organism in Eukaryota, Fungi, Basidiomycota, Tremellomycetes, Tremellales, Cryptococcaceae. The transcript is spliced from 3 exons. The record is from RefSeq and is a predicted model, not a curated record. The coding region runs from base 1 to 1023 and encodes 340 amino acids.
AUGGACGAUUCUGAUCCCAUUCACAAUUUCUUCCCAGAAUCCAUUGAUUCCUCUUCGCCCCAAACGAUACUUUACAAAGCGCUCAACUUGACACCUUCAGCUACUCCAGAAGAGAUCAGAAAAUCAUAUAGAAGAUUAGCGUUGCAAUAUCAUCCAGAUAAACAUUCCAAAAAAACCAAAGAUGAAAAAGAAGAACUAUCCUUGAGAUUCCAGAAAGUCGGAUUCGCUUAUGCUGUUUUAAGUGAUGAGAACAGAAAGAAGAGAUACGAUAAUUCAGGUAGAACAGAUGAGAACUUUAAUGGUGUUGAAGAAAUGGGUUGGGAAGCUUAUUUCGAAAGUUUAUAUAAAAGAGUUGAUAGGAAAUUACUUGACGAAGAUAAGGAACGAUAUCAAGGAUCCGAGGAGGAGAAGAACGAUAUCAUAUCAGCAUACAAAUCCACCAAAGGAUCUUUACCCGAUAUAUUAUCUUAUAUACCCCAUUCAACUUAUAAUGAUGAAGAUAGAUUUAUAAAUUUGAUAAACGAUCUAAUAUCUUCCAGCUCGAAAGAAAUAGGAUCGACGGUGAAAUGGGAAAAAACAUCGACUGAUUUGAAAGCGAAAGAGAAAAGACGUAAAUCAGGUGAAAAAUCAGCUAGGGAAGCUGAAAAGGCUGCUAAAGAAUUAGGUGUAUGGGAUGAAUUUUAUGGUUCGGGUGAAAAAGGUAAUCGGCAAUCUAAUUCUACUUCCCAAUCCAAUGAGAAAAGUGGUAAAGGAAAGGGUGGAGAUGGGGAUGGCAAUGGAGAUGGAUUGGCAGCGUUGAUAUUGAAAAGACAAAGAGAUAGACAAAGUGAUUUUCAAGCUUUGGAAGAUAAAUAUACGAAAAUAGAAGAUGAACGCAAAUCCAAGAAAGGUAAAAAAGGCACAAAGGUACAAGAGGAAUCGAUACCUGAAAUAAGUGAUGCUGAUUUUGAAGCUUUACAAGCAAAGAUGUUCCCCAAGAAAGAUGAAGGGAAAUCGAAAUCAAAAAAGACAAAAUCGAAGUGA